UUUUUAACCUCAUCACUGUCACGAAAUGGCGUCGAGCAAAGAACGGAGAAAGCGGUGCCGACGUGAAGGAAGCACAGUCGAUCGGGACUCCCCUGCCAAGAUCUCCAAGCUGCUCUCCUCCUGUCCGUCUCAGGAUGGGGAUGACGAUUUUGAUGGAGGAAGUGAAGAUUUAUGUCGCCCUCAGAGAUGCCAGAGCAUACCUCUUGUACCUCCCUCAAUGUCUGAAGUGAGGAUUGUACUUCUGGGGGAAGAUGUUCUCCAAACCAACAGAGUGGGAAACUUCAUACUGGGCAGAUCUGCAUUUCAGAUUGAAGUUCUUUCUUCAGUAAAGCUGCACUGUGAGAGAGCCAGUGGUCAGGUGGAGGGAAAAAACAUCACUAUCAUCAACACUCCUCAUCUCUACAACCCUCAGCUCUCUCAGGAGGAACUUAAUCAGAGAGUAAAAACGUGCAUUACUCUCACUGAUCCUGGACCUCAUGUGUUUCUUUUAGUGCUUCAGUCAGUAACAAACACACAUAAACAACAUAACAGAGUCAAAAACACACUGGAGACUUACAGCCCACUGUCUAGGGAAUGCUCAAUAGUGAUAACUACAGGUAAAGACCAUGGAGUCUUCAGUGAAUGUGAGGUGAGACACCACAGAAUACAUGAUAUAUCUGCAUUUGAUAAACAUCAAGUUCUCCAGCUUUUGGGGAAAAUAGAUAUGCUGCUGAAGGAGACUGGAGGAACUGACUUACAAGCAAGGAAAAUUACACUGAGAAGACAUCAGGAUCAUUUUACUGGAGAAACAUCAAAGACAGAUGGAGAAACACUAAGGGAAAAUCUGAAGGAGAAUAAAGGUAAAUAA
Messenger RNA from Clarias gariepinus (North African catfish), 847 nucleotides. RefSeq names its product GTPase IMAP family member 4-like. The record is from RefSeq and is a predicted model, not a curated record. Bases 26 to 847 code for a protein of 273 amino acids. Gene Ontology annotation, molecular function: GTP binding. Lineage: Eukaryota; Metazoa; Chordata; Actinopteri; Siluriformes; Clariidae. The transcript has 4 exons.